GGGCCUGUGUGAUUAAUAGGGUCUGUUCGAAGGACCUUGGGUGCCCACUCCUGAGGAGUCUGGAGGAAAGAGCGUAUUUAGGCACAGUCAGGAACUGUGCCUGGCAAAAUAGAAAAUUAAUCAAGAGGAGCACCCCAGGAUGCCAUAAUAAAGAAGCACAGACUGGAUGACUUGAACAACACAAAUUUAUUUUCUUACAAUGCUGGAGGUUAGACGUCUGAGAUCAUGGUGUCCACAGGGUUGGUUUCUUUGGAGGAUUCUGUCCUUGGCUUGUACAUGGCCAUCUUGCCCCUGUAUCUUCAUGUGGUCUUCAGAACAUCUGUCUGUGCCCAAAUUUCCCCUUCUUAUGAAGACAUAGUCAUUAUGGAUUAAGGCCACCCUCAUUUUAUCCUGAUCACCUCUUUGUAGACUUGUCUCCAAAUGCAGGCACACUUUCAGAUACCCAGGAUAAGGACUUCAACAUUUGAAUUUUAGGGGGGACCCAGUUUGACCCAUCACAGUCAAGGAAUUUUAUUUUUGUAGAUCCUCAUACAAGUUUUUAAAGGGCAACUGGCAGCUUUUCUAGAAAUGUGAGAGGCUUGCUUUAGCUGUGAGACUUUCUCUACUAUAAUCUUGGAAAUAGAAGGAAUAACUAAACAGGUGAAAUGGAGAUGAAUUUUCACGUUUCACAUUUGCAGCAUCAUGACUCUUCACCCCAGAAUACCUCUAGCAUGCAUCUCCUGAGAAUAAGGGCAUUCUUCUGCAAAGUCACAACAUCAAGAAAUUCACCAUUAAUUCAGUAAUGUCUUCUAAUAUACAGUCCCUUUAUCACCAUGGAGUUCCCCCCCCCCCCGAAUCCUGGGUCACAUUGUGGUUUAUGCACUGUGUUUACUUACCAUGUCUCUGAAGAUUCAUUUUAUAACCCAAAACAGCUUCCUUGCUCUUUUUUGCCUUUCCAUGGCAUUGACAGUUUUGAGGAGCCCAUACCAGCCCUACAUGUCUUGUUCCCUCAGGAAGCAAUUCAAGAUGAACAUUUUGGCACAGUACCUCAUUAGCGAUAAUUCCACCACCUCACCGCAGGAGGUGACAUCAGCCUACUCCAGUAUGGGGGGAAGCGGUGCUAAAUUUUGGUUAAAGUGAUGAUAUCUGCCAGAUCCUCUGAUUGUAAGGAUGACUUUCCUCUUUACUGUUUAAUAAACAAUCUGCAAGCUGAUAAAUUGAGGUAAGUAAACAUCCUGUCUCUCAACAACUUUCACCCAAUCAUUCACUACCCUGGAGAUGGCAAAACAGUGGUUUUUAAAAUUGAAUCCAUUUUUACCUAUAAACAGCAUCAGUUGAUUAAAAAAGAACACCCUCCUCCCCAAUUCUUUUCUUUCUUUCUCUCCCCUUCGUAGAUCUUUUUUUAAAAAAUUCAGUCUCAUAAAAUAUUAGCUCUGUCUUAGUCACCUUGGGCUGCCCAGCAUAAACAACAAAUUAUUUCUCAGUUUUGGAGGCAGGGAAAUUCAAGGUCAAGGUUUGGGCAGGUUCAGUGCCUGGUGAGAGCUCUCUUCCUGCUUUCAUAUCUAUUUUCUCACUGUGUUCUCCCUUGGUAGAGAGAGGGCUCUGGCCUCUUCCUCUUCAUCUAAGGGACUGAUCCCACCAUGAGUGCUCCACCCUUAUGACCUCUCUAAACCUAAUUACCUCCCAAAGGUCCCACUUCCAAACACCAUCGUAUUGGGGGUUAGAGCUUCAGUUUUGGGGAGACAUGAACCAUCCUUCUCAUGUUCAGAUGUUGCCAAGUGUGGUCAGGAGCCUUUGACACGUCCCCAUCAUUCUUACCUGAUGGCCCUACAGGAUGACCCAGGCUCAUUUUGUAUUUUCUCUGCCCCAGACCUGGAAUCAGCCAUAUCCCAAGGAUUUCAGGCUCUUUUUAGUGACAAACAGUGUUGUGAAACCAAGAUCUAGGAAUCAAGCAUGCUCAUUAUAACUAGACUGCCAUUGUUCCUAGACUUUUUCAGUGGCCAAAACUUAGAAGUACACAUCUUUUGUUUCAAAUCAUGAUUGCAUUCCGGUUCCAAUUUAAAUUGAGCACAAUUAAUUCCUUCUCACCUUCCUUCAUUUCAGUAUUUUUUUUAAUCUCCCUUUUCCUACAGUGAGGAAACCUUGUUUCCUAACAAUAUCAAUAUCAUUACUUAUUUGUUCUAGCAUGUAGUAUAUACAAAAUAAUUUCAGAAUUAUUACCACACGCUGGCACCGAUACCAACCACCGAUACCAGAGUUGCUUGGCAGUUAUUAUGAUUACUGUUACUAUCAAUGUAUCCUAUUAAGAGUGUAUAGAGUGUUUAUGCUUAAUAUUUAUGUGAAUGUUCUUGUGUUAUCCAUCUGAGUUCAGUUCACUUGUUUCUGUUUAUAUUUAAUUUUAGUGUUUGAUUUUUUUUCAUCUUUUUGAUUUAAUUGUUUUGGGGGGUAUGUAAAUGACUCACAUGACUCAAAAGUCACAACUGUGUAAAAGAUAUACAGAAAAAGGCUGUACUCCCAUGUCCUUCCUCUCCCUCACCAACUCAUCCAUUUCCUGAUGACCCUUUCUUUACAUUAAUUGGUUGAUUCUUUUGUGUUUAUUCUGUAGAAAUAAGCAAGUAUAUAUUCUUCUAGUUGUUUCUUUAUUGGCUGCACCUGUGGCAUGCAGAAGUUCCCAGACUAGGGUUCAAACCCAUGCCAUAGUGUAACCAGAGCCAUACUAGUGACAAUGCUAGAUCCUUAACCUUCUAAGCCACCAGGGAACUCCAGCAAAUAUGUAUUCUUAACUCCCUUUCUUAAUCUUUCACCUUGCUUUCUUUUCACCUAACAAUAUAACCUGGCUGUCAUUCCAAUGCAGUUCUUGGCUGUCUUUCUCAUUCUUUUGUGUGACCACAUGUCCAUCAGGUAGAUGGACAUCACUUAGUUUCUCUGAAUGGAAAUUGGGGCGAUUUUAUUUUCUCUAGCACCUUGCUACUGUAAAUAAUGGUGACAUGAAAAAAUUGCCUUGUGAACAUGUUAUUUGUGUUUUCAGAGUGAAUACUUAGAAGUAGAGUUACUGGGUCAAAGGUAAAAAGUCCUAUAGAGCUUUAUUAAAUAAAGAUGCACUCCCCUCCUACUGUUUUGUUCUCUCAAGAGCAGUGUUUGAGAGUGCCUGUUUGGCAGUAGAUUGUGAGAGCCCCUUUUAGUUAGAAUGAGGAAUUACCUUCAGUUGACACAUCACAAUCACCCAGAGAGCUCUUUGCUGAUAUUUACAUGGGAACCACACCCCCAGGCACUAAUUUAUUCAGUCUUCAGAGGACAUUAUGUGGCCUAGAUUCAACUUAUCUUGUCGAAAUACUGGUUUAACAUCUAAGUUUAGUUACUAAGCUAGUAACCCUUUCCUUUAACGAACUUAUUGUCCUGGGAAGAGGUAAACAAAAGCACACUGUUAAUGCAUCUAAUGCUCAUGAUUUCUGAAUUGCCUACAAAUACUGGUGACCGUAUAGCUUUAAUUUUUCAAAAAUGGCCUGAUUUCACUUGGUUUUCACUAAUUCUACAAGCAUUUAUUGAGCACUUACUGAAGACCAGUCAUUGCCUAGCUACCAAGGAAAGGAUGAAUACAGGACAGACUAGAUCCUGUCCUUAGGGUGUUCGUUCUGAUUGGGGGAGAUGCAGGGAUAGAGGAGGCCACUGAAUCCCUCCGAUGGCCAAAUAUGAUCUCUGUGUAGGUUCUUGCCCUAUGGAACUCACUUUCCAUUGAGGGAGACACAAGUUAACAUAUUUUGAUCCUUAUAGAAAGGGGUCCUCAGAGAACAUAGGCGUGGCAAUUAACCCAGCUGGAGGGGUGAAGGAAGCCUUCUUGGAGUUGGUGAUGGACAUUGGGGCUAAAUUUUUCCCUGCUAAAAAAGAGAGGAACAGCAUCCCAAACUAAGAGAAUGAUAUGUGUGCAAAGGCUUAGCCGUGAGAGGGGUGUGUUGCUUUUGCAAGUGCCUCAGAGUGGCUGGAGUGUGGGCUUCAAGCCAGGUCAUGACAAAAAGAAGACUGGCUAAGUAACCACAGACCACAUCAUUUGCUCCAGUGCCUGGUGCAGAGCGGGUGUUAAAUAAAUCAUUGGAUGGUUGAUCACACGAAUGAUGACUUGCUGAUUUGUGGAAGAGAGCAGUUUUGCAUUAGCGUUUUUAGCACCGCACUCACAAAGAAAGGAGUUGGUGUUCCCAGUGUAUCUAUAUUUUAUCUUGUGGAUAAAACUGAUUUCUUAAAAUGCAAAUGGCGGUCCAAUUAGGAAAGUAGCCAUAAUUGGGAAGGGUCACCUGGAUGCUGUGUUGCCCCACUCUGGAUUGAUGGACGAAAGAAAAAUCGCUUCAGAUUGUUUUCACUAUGUUCCUGUCUCUUUAUCUGCUUAUUAUAAUCCAGCUUCAGGGAUAGAUGGCAUUUUAAAAAUGCACAGCCCUUUGGGCUUGAGAGCCCUCGGAAUGUUUCCCAUCAGCUAAAGAAAAACAAAAGGACUACCAGACGGCACUCAUGUUCAGUGAUGUUAGCUGUAGAGGACUUCCUCAGGAAAUGGUCUUGUGUGUGGGUCUGGUUCUGUGGUCUCAUUGAUAUUCCGCUGGACUGGAAAGUGGAGGAAUUGUGACAAUUAGAUCGUUUGAAGGACAGGAGUUCUGAUAGAAGCUGGGAUUGAAUUUGCAGCUGUAGCAGAAGGUCACUGUGAGUGAAUCACCUUGGAUUUGAAUUUCUUGAAGACUUUGCUACCUCUUCCCUCCUUUUAACAUACAUUAAAUUCGACUUUGUUUUACUUUAAGUUACUCAGUAUCUGGAGAGCAUUAGAGAAUUAUUUUCUGAAAUAGACUGGCUGUCUCAAUAAACCAAUGUAAUCUGAUUCUCGUGACUUACAUCAGCUAAUGGCUGGUGAGACAUCUAUUUUCAUUUAAAUCUGCAUUUGUUGUUUUACUCUUUUAUUAUUAUGUCUCUAUGGAAAGUGCCAUAAUAUGCCUAAGACAAGGAAACAGCUCUUUUUUCUGUUGAUAAAAGUCAUUGAGUUUAGUAGAAACAGAACCAGGAAGAGAAGGAGGCUUGCUACCAUCCUGUAACUGGCACAGAGAUUUGAAAUACGCUUUACCAUUUCUCCCGCUUUGAAAAAAUAUCUUGAAUUAAGCAGAUAUAGAUAAACCAUGUUAUUAUAGGUACUCAUACAAUAAGAACAUACUGACAGAAGCUCAGCAGUGUUAGGCAUAGCAAAUUACCAUUUGGUGAUUGAAAACUCUUGAUAUCAGGCAGGACCUAACAUAGUGGGCUUCAGAUAAGGGUGGCUUCCAAAAUCCCAUGUUUUAUUUAAUGGUCUGAAAGACUAAUUUGUUUUCUAUUUACAAAAUGAAUACUUGUUAAAUCAGACUGUUUUAAAUUCAAAGACAAGAGUUUGGAUAAUUUAAAAAAUAUAACCUUCCCAUUUUUUAGAUACAUUGUAUGAUAUUUCUAAGAAAGAUAAGUUAUUGAGAAUUUUUUUCACAAUUGAAAUGAAAGCCGAAACUCAGUAAGUUAUUGGUAGAUUAAAUAGACCUAAGGUAACAGGGUAGUACAUGGUUAUUUGGGAAAUAUAUUUGUCUUUCUGAAUUGCGGUAGUGGUGUUCACCAAAUAAGAUUUAUCAAUUAUUUAACUGAACAGCUAGCUUUGGAAAAUAUUUUGUACUAUAAAGAUAGAUAUUUUUAUGUUUUAAGUAGUUUAAGUACAUACACAUAUAUAUUUUAAAUAAAAAACUGAAUAUCCACAUAUUGUGAGUAAUACCAACUUCCCUGCUUAUUCAGAUUCAAAAUACUUUAGAAUGACUUUAUACCAACCAAAAAAAAAAAAUUAAAAAGAUAUUACAAAAGGCAUUGGUAGAAAUUAUUCUUAAAAGGUCAUUACUGAUUAGUUCAGACGUUAAGUGACUAUCAAUUGUUGAAAACUAUGACGUAAAUAUUCUGCUUCCCCCCAAACUGAAUGUAUUUGAUGUGAUGGAGAAAAAUUGCAAUAAUUCCAUAACAAAACCAGUUUAGGACUUAAGAAUUGUCUGUCUCUAUUAGUUUCAAAAAAAUGAAUUGGAUCUUAUGUGGCCUAUAUAUAAAAAAUAUACUAAUAGAUCAUGACACGUAUAUAUCCCCACACAUACAUGUUAUAUUUAGAAUAUGUAUUUAUAUCCUAAAAAGGUUACAUAAUUGAAAAAAAAAACUAUUUUGAAAGUAAGUUGUUUCUUAUCUGAUGACCAGACCUUUAAGCUUUAAUAUUUAACAAGAAAGUUUUUUUUUUAAAUAGAAGUCAUUUACAUGUAAAAUUUUUAAAUAAAAUGAAUCAUUGCUUUUUAUCUGCCCCAGAAAUUGUAUUUUUACAGGGUUUUUAGCUCGGAGGGUGCUUGGGGAGAGUGGAGAGUGAGCGUUAUGUCCUAAACUCUUCAUUUUUUUCCCCUUGCAGCCAGCUUAAAUGCUUUGUGCACGGUCUUGGAUGUAAAGAUUUGGACAGCCUCACAUUUCAAUUUGGGACUCCUUGGAAAGUCUAUUUUAAUUACUCUUUUAAUUGGAUAAAAAGAGAGUUAGGGAGAGUAAUGUGUGCAUUUUAAUGCAGGUUUCAUGUAGUAAAGGAGGGCCCACCGUAUACCCUCUACUGUGUUCAGCACGCUUCAUGAGUCUGUAACCAUGUGUCUGUUUACAGAGGAGGAAGGAGCUCCAAUGAAUAGGUAACAAAGGGAGAGUUGGUGAAUCUGCCUUGAUGCUCUCAUCACAGCUUGGUGUUGAGUGAGGAAGGAAUUUACAAGGCAAGAAAUGGCUGUGGGCCUAGAGAAAGCCCUUAUUUGACAAUGUGAUGACCUAAUAAUCAGCUCUAGCCUGGCCCCACAUAACCCUUUACAAGUAUUUUACUGUAGCUUUUCAGAGGUGAGAAGAAUGAGAACACUGUUCAGGUUUAAUCUCUAUAAACUUAAAAGUUUGUGAUUCAUCGUCUUUUUCCCCCAACCUCCAUUUGUCUAGAGGGCCUAUUAAUGACAAUACCUAUUUCUUUGUGGUCUAAUAAUGGACUUGGUGAGAUAGAACUUCAUGUAAAUAAAAGUAUAUUUCCCAAUAGUUGUCUAAGUUUCGUGUGGAAGUUAAGACUUCAGUAGUUAGAAAAUUUCAAGAUGUAGAACAUAUUGGCCUCCUCUGUAACCUCCAGACCACUGGCUGCAUUUCAUUGGAGCAGCAUUCCUCAAAAACGUAACCUCCACACAGAAACGGGGGAAUCUUUCUCCAAUUCCUCCCUUGCUCUCUUCUUCCAUCCAAUCUCCACGUCCACUUUGUUUGCUCUUCCCUUUUACUCCACCCCCACGGCCUUCAUUCCAGCCUUGCCCUCCCUUCCCUUGCCAAUUCAUUCCCUCUGCUCCAGGGGAGCUUUUAAAAGUAAUGCACAAUGGAAUAUUACUCAGCCAUAAAAAGGAUACAUUCUGAUACAUGCUUUACCAUGAACUGACAUUGAAAACACCUGUAGUGAAACAGGCCAGACUCCAAAGGGCAAGUGCAGUAUGAUUCUACUUCCACAAGGUACCUAGAAUAGGUAGUUCAUUGAGACAAAGCACAGAAUAGAGGCUACCAGGGGCUGGGGGGACGGAAGUGUGGGGAGUUCCUGCCUAAUGGCUACCGAGUUUCUGUCUGGGAUGCUGAAAAAGUUUUGGAAAUAGAUAGCGAUGAGGUUUACACAACAUUAUGAAUGUACUUAAUUCCACCGAAUUAUACACUUUAAAAUGGUUAAAUAUAAUGGUGAUACUGCAGUUAUGAUUGGGAUGCCUCUCUUCGAAGUUUUCACAAGCCCUGUCACCUAGUGGGUGGAAUCCAGGCUCCGAGUAAUAGGAAGGGAGGGGCAACUGUUCUGUUCCUUGGAAUCUCACGUCUUCCAUGGGGCCCUCGGCCUUUCUCAGUGCUGUGGAUUGGAUGGAGGAGGGACAGGCCCUGCUUUGGCUUGUGUGUCCAUCCCCCCCCGCCCUCCCCCCUCCUUGGGGGCCUGUGUUAUGCCCUGUUCCUGCUGCCACCUAGUGACCUGGCCUUUCCCAGCCUGUGGGGACAGCUGCUCUGAUCAUUAGGACCAGAAGGGGAAGGAGGAGGCAGUGCCGUUUGGCUUUGGGGCCCAGAUGUUUCCUCUGGUCUCACUUUAGAACAGUGUGGCCAAGGUCAUGUUUUAACCCCCACUUGUUUCGUCAUCUGCUUCUCUGUAGAGCUCAGAGCGUGAAGGGAGGGACUAUGCCUAGCUGGUUGGUUAGUUAAUACUGCUUCAAUCCCACUGGCCUGUGUGGCGGCCUGAACUUCUCUUUCUUGCCUCGUGGGCUAUGGAUUGUACCUGGAAGAGCCAGCCGAGUGGCAGGCACCAUUCUGAGUGCUUUAGGUGUGCACACAUAUUUCAGUCUGAACAACCUGUGAGAAAUGAACACCCCUGAGUAUGCUAGAUGCCCGUGAGCUCCCCACUCCCCCUGCAGCCUUGGAAAGACUCGAAGAAGGAAGGUGGCAGAGGGGUGGACUCUGAGAACAAGCUCCUCCCCUCGGCCUUGGCCUUCUGGCUCCCUGUCCACCAUGGAGACACUCUCCCAAGAUUCUUUGCUGGAAUGUCAGAUCUGUUUCAAUUAUUACAGCCCCCGGCGAAGGCCCAAGUUGCUGGAUUGCAAACACACCUGCUGCUCGGUAUGCCUUCAGCAGAUGAGGACAAGCCAGAAGGACGUGAGGUGCCCCUGGUGCCGGGGUAUAACGAAGCUGCCCCCGGGCUUCUCUGUGUCCCAGCUCCCCGACGACCCCGAGGUCCUGGCGGUCAUUGCCAUCCCGCACGCCUCCGAGCACACCCCGGUCUUCAUCAAACUCCCCAGCAAUGGGUGCUACAUGCUGCCCCUGCCCAUCUCCAAGGAGCGAGCUCUGCUGCCCGGAGACAUGGGCUGCCGCCUGCUGCCCGGAAGCCAGCAGAAGUCCGUCACCGUGGUGACCAUCCCCGCGGAGCAGCAGCCUCUGCAGGGCGGGGUUCCGGCCGAGGCCGCAGAGGAGGAGCAAGACAGGCGGGGCGCCGUGAAAAGCUCCACCUGGUCCGGGGUGUGCACUGUGAUCCUGGUGGCCUGCGUCCUGGUCUUCCUUCUCGGCAUCGUGCUCCACAACAUGUCCUGCAUUUCUAAGCGCUUCACCGUGAUAUCCUGUGGCUGAAGGGGGCUGCCGAAAAGUCUCUUGUGGGUGCCAACUAGGGGUUGAGCUGGUGUUGGUGAUGGAUCGCGGUGAGAAGAUGGGGGGCCCGAGUGUUGACCUCUGGGCUGCCACUUGAUUAACCCAAGACAGAUAGGAAGGGCAGAACGUGCUAUCUCAGCAAGAUAACUAAGCAGAUCACUCUGAUUACUGGUGGCAACAGCUUUGAAGACGAUUGCAUGCAUCCUCAUAAUCAUGUAUUAAAAGGACUGUAAUUUAUGAUUUUUCCCAAUCAUGUUACGAGAUAGACAUAUUCUUAGACGUUAAACUGUGGAAAUGCAUACAAUGUGAUCUUCUCUAAAUGUGGUAGAUUAAAACAAAGAUGCUAUGUAGACAAGUAGAAUUAAACCUGAGAAUCCUUGUAAAACUUCAGCCACGACAUGCAGUGCUGGUUUCUUUUCCUUUUUCACAAAAUGAAACCCGGUCUUCGUUUGGUUGCUAAGGCUUUUUAUACUUUUUGAAUGGCACCCAAAUUCCAGUAAGUUAAGUGGACAGUUGUUUUUUUGAAAAAAAUAUUUGAACAAGUGUUUCCAAUGUGUGGUGUUUUGUCAUGUACCUUCAUUUUUCUUCUCCUGUAAUUAGAGCUCGCUGUGUGUUUAUUAAACUGAAAGCCCAACAGGGGAGCAAUAAACUGAGUAAUAGUGAGACAUGCCUAAUCCCACAGGAAACCUACAUGCCAAUUUUUCUCAAGCCAUCUCACAAAAUAAGAAUUUUAAAUGUAAAUAUUGUGUAUUUGUGUGUGUAAUUUGAUUUACCUCAGGUUUUGAAUCUUGUCAGAAGGAUCCCGGGUGUAAGACUUUGUGGGCAUAAAUGAAUGCAGGGCCUCGAAACAAUGGCCGCUCAUGGGACACACCCAGUGAUGUGUCACAGGCAUGUCACUUCCAAACUUGUUCUUCUUCUGUGUAUUCAAGUCCUGUAUUCUCUAAGGCACAAAUGAAGAGUAACAGAAGAUUCUGUCUUUUCUCCCAGUUUUGAUGUAUUGUAAUAGCCAUGAGUGUUGGUAAAUGAUGACAAACAUGGACUUUUUAAAAGCAGUCCAUGAUUAUUUUUUUGAGAGAUUGUUUCGUGAGAGUUAAACUGUGUCAAAUUCUAGUUUUCUCUUGUUGGUAAAAAGUGAAACUAUCUCUUGUAUUUCUGAAUAUGUUUUUAUUGAGAAAAAUGGCAAGGUGAACUAGCAACUCACAUUCCCAAUUUAAGUGGCGCAGUUCAUCAUAAAUUCUCACAUAUUCUUAAAUGUUUAAUGGCCUACAGAUGCUGAUGCAGAAAGAGCUGCUGGUUUUAAAUGAUAACUUUCUAUGCCUGAAUGUGUGUGUGUUCAGAAAUAGCUGUGAGCUUUACAAUUCUCUUUUGUUUUCUUUUAUGGAAUUCGUGAAGCCAGUGGUAUGUGCCAAGCCCCCACUCUUAAAUAUAUCUAUGUUCCAUUGAAUCCCUGAAAAUAGGGGAGAGAAAAAUAAGCAGUAACUUGUUUCGAAAAGUAAGGCUAGAAAUACCCCUGUAAGACUGAGAUAUUUUAAUUUACUUACAUUCUAACUAUUACCUUCAAGUAGCACAAAAUAUGCAGAUUAUGGUGAUGGCAUUAAUAUGAGAUAAAAUGACAGCAUAAUAAAUAGAAUCCCAAGCUAACUCUGUUCAUUGACAUGAAGAUUCGAUAUAAAAAUAUCACCUUGGGAUUUUCACAUCUUUCAGAUUUGUCAUUAGACCUUUAGAAAAUGUAUCUGAAAGCUCAAACUAGAUAUUAGGUUAAAAUGCCAUUUUAUUGUGUAAGCUAUUGGGCAUUAUACAACAAAUAAUCUAGGAUUUAUUUGGUAUUAAUAAUUUAGGUAUCAUAUUAGCUGAAUACUAUCCUCUAUUACGUAACCUAAUAUACUGUUGGGUUAGUUUCAAUUUCUCAAACUCUCCCAGGCUGCUGUGAUGCAUGUCUGACCUAAUUUCUAGUCCUCUUGGGGGAAAAAAAAAAAAAACCUACAGAAAUGUUAUAUUAAGAAUGCUGCAUUUCAUAUGGACUUUACCCUUGCAAUAUUAAGUCAUGCCAUAUUUAAAUUAAUUUUGUGAAUGAUAUCUACAUAUGUUUAUGUCUGGUGUGAAAUCACCAGCCCUGGAGUGUAGCGUGUGAUAUAAUUCUACCUGUGGUUUGUAGGUUAUAUAUAGACACUAACAUACAUGAUGAUACAGCGUCCUGUAUUUCUUAGUGCAAAGCCGUAGAGUAUAAAUGGACAUGUAACUUUUACUUAAAAACAAUCCCAUGCUAGAGCUGCAAUUAAGCAGUGUAAAAUUAAUCGGCUCUGAUAGAUUCUUGAUGAUACAAUAUAAGGUACAGUAACAAUCAAAAUCAGAUUCUUUGUGUGAGUUUUAACUGAUAUAAGAACCAUUAUUUAAGUGGAUUCUUCCUGCAGUUAUUUAUUUGUGUAUCUGCAUGUCAAGGUGUGCAUUCCUGCCUUUGUGUGUGUGCGUGUGCGUGUGUGUGUGUGUCUCAGCCUGACAGAUAGAAUUUUUAUUGACUUGAUGUUUAAUGUUAUUUGGCAUUCCAUUGCUGUGGUCUCUUUGGCAUUUACCCACAACACUAACAACUCAACUACCCCAUGUGACACAGUCCUGUGAUAUAAUCAGCCAGAAUUCACAGUUGCACAUCAAUGGAAAAAAAAAAAAAAAUCCCAACUGAAAGCACAGAGAGUUAGACAUGCAAGCAACCUCCGGUGGCUUCAUUUUGAAGAUGAGUCCACUGAGACCCACAGAGGUGCGAGGCAGUUUGUCAUUCUUCAGCAAAAAGGGGACCAGAACUCUGCACUGUGGUUUCCUUUUGCUCCUUUCUAGGCCUGUUGACAUCUCUGUCAAGGCUAUGAUCUUUUUCAGGGUGGAUGAAUACCCUUUACUAGCUCAACUAUUGUGUAAAUCUUUUGUUUUUGUAGAUUUAUAUAUUCAUUUUAGUUAGCAUCUACCUCUCUGGGAAGUGAAAGAAGGGUUGAUUUAGGGAUGAGUAUAGGCAGUUAAAGAAAACCAUGUGAAUUGAGUUUUUUAAAUUGCAAAACAUUGAUUCCCCCCCCCCUUUAGAUGUAAAGGACCAUGAGUGUUGUGUAAAUAGUAAACUAUAAGAAGCAUGAAUUUUCGUCUUUUUUAGUGAUCUUGACUUAGGUGACAGAAUGCAGAAUAUGCUAAGAAGAGCCCAGUAUGCUAUCAAAAAGCAGUGUCUUUGGAAAAUUUUUGUAUAAUGACAUGGGGCUUAAGUUGUGCUGAAAAGGCAAAUGGGUUCUCAGCUCCAGUCAUAGUUUAUGAUCAGAAAGCUUUAAGGUAUUUUCCUUAGGAAUAUAAUUAAGUGUAAUUUUGCACAUGACUUUAAAGUGGGUCCCUUGAAGGUGAAACCGUGUCUUGGUGCAGCCCUUGGGAUCUUUUAGAUUGGCGCUGCUCAAUAGAACUUCCUGUGAUGAUGGAAGUGUUCUGUAAUCUGUGCUGUCCAGUACAGUAGCCACAUUGGCUAUUGGGCAGUUGAAAUGGGGUUAGUCUGAGUAUGGAACUGGAUUUUGUCUUUUAUUUAAUUUAAAGUUAUUUAAAUAAACGUCACUCACUUGUGGCUAGUGGCUACCAUAUUGGACAGUGCAUUUCUGGAGGCUUGUGCAAUGGAAACUUGCAUCCAAGUGAUAGUGGAGUAAAUGGAGUGAGGUGAAAAGACAGUUUGUGGUUUAGUAACAUGCAGUUGGCUUAAAAAAACUUUUUUUUUUUCCUUUCUGGGCUUACAAAAAUAUAUGAUCUUUUAAAAAUAUAUAUGUAUAUAUAUGAUCUCAAGUAUGACCGUAAAAAUGCAUUAAUUGCCCUUUGGGGUUAUUACUUACAUACUGCAGGCCGAGGAAUGAUCAGUGAAGCUUAAAGAGUGCUUGAUAAAGCCCUUCUUCUGGGAUCAUUAGCUGCAUGUGAAUCUAUUGUCCUGAAACAGUAGUUAGACAGUAGCUGUAAAAUGUUUGACUUGCAUGACCUGUACUGUGAAAUUGUGUUUAGGGUCUUGUGACCAAAAAGUAACCGUUAAUAGGGGAAAAAAAAAAAAAAAAAAAAAAAAAAA
Messenger RNA from Sus scrofa (pig), 13213 nucleotides. The record is from RefSeq and is a predicted model, not a curated record. NCBI's taxonomy places the organism in Eukaryota, Metazoa, Chordata, Mammalia, Artiodactyla, Suidae.